This is a messenger RNA of Venturia canescens, 465 nucleotides long. RefSeq lists its product as uncharacterized. NCBI's taxonomy places the organism in Eukaryota, Metazoa, Arthropoda, Insecta, Hymenoptera, Ichneumonidae. The transcript has 3 exons. Bases 1 to 429 code for a protein of 142 amino acids. The record is from RefSeq and is a predicted model, not a curated record.
AUGAUUGACCAUGCCGGCGUCGAAAAAACAAAUGCUGAAAUGCCGAAAACAUCGAACAACGACGCAACAAAGGAUCCUCUACAAGCGAAACUUCCCAACGAAGAUAACGACGAUGCGAUGACGAUCGACGAUGGCGAAAUAAAUAACGACGUAACCAAUACCACCGAUCAAUUCAAGAGCCUCACGUUGGUACAGACCGACCCUUCAGUACCGUCGACGUCUGAAUCGCCAGCAGACCCAGAGCAGCCGAUAUCAAGAUUCGGAAAACGACAUCGAGGAAAUCGAGCGGGACGACGGGUUCAAGAACAGCGACGAAUUACUUUCUUAGCCCACAUGGUACUGGCUAUGGGCAACAAACAAUUUCGAUCCCCAGUACGAAGAAAUCGGCGAGGUGGUCACAGAGACGACAAUGGCCAACAAACUUCAUAAUAUUUCAUCGUAUCAAUUUAUUGUUUCUCGUUUAAU